AUGGGCUCCACCGAAGACGAUCCGGUUAUUGCCUCCUACGACGUUUUCCUCACUGACUCCGAGAUCUCUCGCUACGUCUUCCAAUAUCUCGACCGCCCAGAAUCCAAACCAUACAAUGAAAGGAAGGGUCAAAAACCGACUGUCAUGCGCAUGAAGCCUGACACGGGUUUGGUAGAGCUUGAAGUGCCGAUCUUCACUAGAUGCACCUAUGAUGUGGACAAGGGAAUUCGAUAUGGUGAUGCCAUGAAGAAGGGUCGCAUUGCGCGCAGUGGCGGCGCUUACGGUAUGGCUGGCGGUUUCAGCACUGGUGGUAUUCCUGGCGGUGGAGGACGGAUCAAGGCAGAAAGCAUUGAUGAUGUCGAGGUGCUGGACAACAAGAAGGGCAUGGACCCGUCCGCGCUACUCAGGACACAGUCACUCGGUGGGCGUAUCAAACCUUCCGAGGAAGGCGAUCCAGUUUAUAUGCUGGCCACAUUCAAAGGCAAAAAUCUGCAUCUAUCUCCCGUUUCCGCUGUGGUCCAAUUACAACCUCAAAUUCAUCAUUUAGACGCAGUGGAUGAAUUGCCCAAGGGACGAGGUGGUAAGGGCAAGAAAGAGGAUGAAGAACGUCCUGCUGAAACCGAGGCACGCGCCAUCGACGUCAAGGUCAAGGGCGCGGAAGACGGAGGCGCCAUCCUUCACGGGAAUCUGGAUCUGCUCAAGAAAAUGCAAGAAGAACAGUGGAAUAAUUUUGAAUGGGUCGAUGCAGAGACCGAGGAAUCAUGGUACACCUAUGAAAACUACAUGAUGAACCAGAAACCUGAUGAUCUACCUCAACUAAAGGCCACCAUUAACAGCGAGGAUUAUUUGGAUGGCAUGAGUGCACCUCGGAUUGAUCCUGCACGGCCCGAACUGACUGGGUGGGCUAUGAAACAAAAUCGACAAAAGCAGAUGGACGGGCCAUCGGACAGUGAGGAUGAAAGCUGA
Molecule: messenger RNA, 966 nt
Organism: Penicillium daleae
Lineage: Eukaryota; Fungi; Ascomycota; Eurotiomycetes; Eurotiales; Aspergillaceae
Exons: 3
Coding region: 1-966 (321 amino acids)
Biological process (GO): DNA-templated transcription
Cellular component (GO): nucleus; RNA polymerase III complex
Source: RefSeq, a predicted model, not a curated record